CUUCACUUUCCGGAAUUCUGCGGGUUGUACGAUAUGGUUUAACAGACAGGAAAUAUCCUUACCUGUGGCGGGAAAUAAAAAUGUAAACAUCACCGCGAAGACGUCAACUUCUAGGCCUAACAAUAUUCCAAGUCAUGGCAUCGGCUGCAGAUGAAGAGAUUUGGAUACAAGAAGAAAUAGAAAAUCAUCAAAUUCAGAUCAAUGCAGGCUCUGUGGAGUUGGGGGAGAUUUCCAAGAAAGAUUUAAAAGACAAAGUUUCCCAUGGACUUGAUGAUUUGUUUGAGCAGACCAUGUACAAGGAAAGAGUAAACCUUGUCAGAAAGAGACUGGAAAGGAGUGAGGCCAUUAUAUCAGAGCUGUUCAAUCAACCAGAAAGAGGGGGAGGGGAUGUUCUAUUCCAUACACCAGAACAGGCGUAUCUGGAAAACUUGUUGGAGAGACAGUGCACACUUGUGUCCGAUAUCAUGAGAACUCUUAAGGAUUGCACAAAAUAUCAAGAAGAACUUGACCAUGUGAAGAAAGAAAACAGAGAUAUAUUGGUAGAAAACAGACAAUUGCUCAAAGAAUUAAAAGAGAAGCAAGAAAAUACAAAAAAGAUCAAUGAUCAAGAAACUCAGAGUCUGUGUGAGGAGUUGGACCAGCAGCUGAAAAUGAUUUCUAUCACACGUGCUAUUCUACAGGGACUGAUCGUGGGCAGUGGAGUUCACUGGGCUGAGAACCAGCAGCUCCAAGAACUGGUGCUCAAGCUCGGGGAAGUCCUCCAAAUAUAAAACCAACAGAAUAAUUACUGACAGUUGAAAUUCCAGAAGAACCCCCCCCCCCCCCCCCCCCCCGAAUGCUUGAGGAAGUAUUCAUUAAAGGACAUUGUGAGAAUGAAUCUGAAUAUCCCAGUGUUGUCCUUUGAUGUCAAUGUAAACAUUUACUUGUAGCAGUGUUUACUCACGCUUUGCAAUUAGCGAAUCAAUAUCAGAUUGAUCUAUAGACUGCAGGCAUGCCGAAAAUGGCAUUAAUAACAAAGACAUUACAGUUCUGUGGUAUGACCCUGAAAAUUUUAUUGCAAUCAUAAUACAUGUAUCAAUAUUUGUUCUUUAUAUAAUUUACAACUUUUCUUUUUAUAUUGGAGCUCCAAGAACCUUUAAUUCAUAUAUUGUUAUUCUCCCAAAAAAAUCUGUACUAUUAUUAAAUAUUAUUUUAAAUUUCUUCAGGGAUGCAACUUUGGGUAGUUUGAAGCUGUAACCUUGUUAAGGAGUGUAAAUUUUGGACAUUGACAAUUAAUUUUUGACACAAGAUUCCUUUAAGUCUUAACUAUUGGAUGAAAUGAUGUGGCUUAUUGAGACUUUUUAUCAUGUUUUGACUUUGUGCAAUAUUUGUACGUCACUUAAGUUUUAUCAAUUGAUGUCAUACUGAUAGAUCGUAUCAAUUUAAUUAAAAUUACAACUUCCAUCUACUCCCAAGUUUACAAUACGUUGCUUUACUUAUACAGCCUAUCCUCUCUGUGUUAAGUUUUAGUUUCAUUUGAUAAAAUUUGUGAAUGAUAUCUUUCCCCUCAGCUGUCUUUUUGUAUUAUAUGAAAGAAAGUUUAAAUAUAAUGCAUGCAUUACUAAAUGGAUGUUUUCCGUGUUGUUAUGGACUGCAUCAUUUUUGUUUUCUUUCACAUUGAACACCUUAGUCAUUCUCCAUAUGACAAUAAAAAAGCAGGGAAGUUCUAAACACUCGCCUAAAAAAUUGAGACAUGUGACUUCAUUGGUUAACUGAUUUGUCACUCUGAUGUGACCCUUAUUGGAAUUCUGUUGGAUAUUAAAAUGUGGGAGUGGAUGAGAGUUCUAAUUUUAAUUAGAUUGAAAUCAUAUGUUUUGUAAAUAUGGUGAAACUUAAAGUAAAAGAAUUAAUCUGACAAUGAAAAAUA
Molecule: messenger RNA, 1906 nt
Organism: Magallana angulata
Lineage: Eukaryota; Metazoa; Mollusca; Bivalvia; Ostreida; Ostreidae
Exons: 9
Coding region: 135-770 (211 amino acids)
Biological process (GO): chromosome segregation; kinetochore assembly; mitotic spindle organization
Cellular component (GO): nucleus; kinetochore
Molecular function (GO): kinetochore binding
Source: RefSeq, a predicted model, not a curated record